AGGGGCCGGAGCGGGGAGCAGCCGCCGGGCAAGGAAAGAUGCUGCCGGGCUGACCCGGCGCGGAGCCGCGAAGGAUGGACGUGGAAGAUGUGACUGAUUUCAGAGCCCUACGAGCAAAAUUUCAAAAUGAUUCCAACUUGGCCAACAAGCUGCUGCAGCCAUGGAAGAAACCUCCCAUGGGAAUCCCUCCCAAGUUGGGCUCUGCAAAUAAGGUCAUGUCUAGCCCUCUGCUUCCAAGGAAGAGAGAAGUGAUGAUACUAAAACCCAAGGAUGAACCUGCCCAGCCUGCCUCCCAGCCUCUUGUGCUCACCCAGUGCAGCCCCUCGGCAUGGCCUCGAGCCAAGCUGGCUUACGUGGAGCCAACAGUGCUUGAUGAAGGCAACGUCUCAGAGAAAGGGCUGAAUUCUCCCAAGAGCAAUCCAGAGAAGCCUCUGUCAUCUUCUUGCACUGACCAUCAAGGAUCAUCUCAAACAUCUCAGCUCCCAAUUUCUUUCCACCAUGCCCUACAGAUCUGUGAAAACACUUUAUUCCGCAGUGAGAAAGCGAGUGCAAUGUUCCCAGCUCAACGGGCAGCAAACCUAUACGUGUACCCCAGUCCCGAGCAGAGGGCAACGUGUGCUCCUGCUGCCUCAGGCAGCAGCAGGAUACGACUGUCUAGGAGCAAGCCCGUGCUGGACUUGCCUGCCUGGAAGAAGGAUGCCCUGGCUGGCAACAGGCUUGUCCUUCCCCAGGCUGCCCAAGAACACAGGAGCUCUGAUGAAGAAGGUACUGAGAGCAUGGUGGCAACUGCCUUCUAUCAGCCAGAUUAUCGUGGGCCAAGAGAAAAUCCUCAGCACCAGAAAGAGUCGGAGUGUCUCUUUCACCAGCCUGGAGCAGGAAAGUUUUCUCACAGCCCUAAGAGCAAGUGGCCAAGAAUUAAACCUCUCCCUUCAACUGAAUCCUUGGGUCCUGCCCCUGAGAAGCCUGCAAGACCUCCAAAAUUUGAUCUCAGUACUUUCCAAAGUGCCAUGUAUUCAUCCUGCAGAGGAAAUGAAACAACUGCUGGUGAAGAGGAUUACUUGAGCCCUGAAAGUCCUGGAAGAGCUGAAAUAGAGGAUGAAAAAGAGGAAGAAACAAGUCUUGAAGGAGAGAAAGAGGAAGCAAAGAAAAUUUCCAAGCCAGGUGGAAAUGAAUCUCCCAUUAGCCAAACCAAGGAAGAUGGCAGAGGUGAGAUGAAAGUGCCACAAGUCAAGCAGGAUGUGACCAGUACCCAGACUGCACAGCACCCCACCCCACAAGGGCUGGCAAAAGACAGAGCAGAGCUCUCACACUGCAUGUAUUUUGGUGCACCAAAGCCAGAGGUAGAAAGAACAGUCUUGAGCCGAAACACAUGGCAGUUUCUGCAGUCACCGGAGAAUAUAUAUGAUGAUGUUGGGGAAAUGCAAAAUAGACUCAGCAACGUGUCAGAUGCCUCCAGUCCGAUUACUUCAGCCAGCAGAAACAGCUAUGAAGAAACAUAUGAAGAUGUUGAGAUUGGGAGUGAUAAUCCUGCAAAAACAGAAUGGUCUUCCCUUUCACUACCAAAUUUAGUGGCCGCUUCUCAGGAGGACUCGGUGUACGAUGAUGUCCAGGUGGAGCAGAGAGAGCCAAGAAAUAUCUUCAAAGUCAAGAGCAAUGUAGGAAAAAGCAAGAAGAUGGAAAAAGAAGAGAAGUUGUUUAGAGAAACAUUCAUGUAUGACAAGGAGAUCAAAGUCAUCAGCACAGCCACUGCCCAGUGCUCAGUCCCCAGUAAGAGGAGAGUCGAUCUCGCGGUCACAGCUGGAGAACAGCUGGAUGUUAUUGAUGUCACCGAGGGCAACGCAGUGAUUUGCCGCAGUUCAGAGGGCAGAUAUGGGUAUGUUCUAGUGGAGCAUUUGAACUUCAGCACUGCUGGUACGUCCUAAACACGACAAAACUUGAAAGAAUUCUCACGUGAAUUUUAAACUCUGUUCCUUCACCUUCCUCCUCAAAAUGGAGAUCAUCAUGAUAACCAUCCUGACUUGCUGAAUCUGAGGGACAACUUGUGAAUUGUAUAAGAAGGAGAGUGAAGAUAGGGAUGAAACUGGAGCAUUCAUUGCAGCUGUAUGCUUUAACCAGAUUUUCAGCCCUCUACAUCACAGGCAUAUGGGAACUAAGUCCACAGUUCUAACCCCCCACCCUCCCCCAAGGGCCUUUCUUGCAAUGAAAGGUUAUUUUUGCACAAGAUCUUCAAAAUCCUUCUCUCUAUGCUUUGGUGUAAGAAGUUGAGAUCUCAGUCAGGACUUGUCCAUCAGCUUUGCUGGAUGCACAUUACUACACCAGAAAACCUUUGGGUCUGGCUUGUAGCAUGUAUUCUGGGCUGGGAAGCUGUUUUUGUUAUAUUUAUAUAUAUAUAUUUUUUUAAUUCUCCUCCUUGCCCCUUCCCCCCCACCCACCAAGCCCUGGAGCAUCCAUGGCCCUGCAGACAUGAUGUGCUGGGAGCAUUUCCGGAGGGGAACUCUACCAGCACAACCCCAGUCUGCAAAGAGGGGCUGUGCAAUAAGUAAGUUUAAAGGAUUUGUUGAUUUUGUCUCUUUUCACCUCUGAGUUUAUUAAAGUGCAAAUGUCAACCAUGGAGACAGCUAUCACAUGCAGUGCAGUACACUGAGAAACACUUUCCACACCAUAAAUGGAAGGUAAAAGGCUUUGUUGUGAUUAUCUAAUGCACAGUUACUUGCACAAAGGACAAAACUGAACCUAGGCUCUGUGCCCUUCCACAACAGCUAGCCCAGAAAGUACUAAAGCAAUUAAUUUAAGAACAAAACCUUCUCCAGUCCAUCAGCUGACAAAAUACAAAAUGCCAAGGAUGGAGUAUUUCUAGAGCUUGGUAUUUUUUUCUGAGCUUCAUGUUAAUGAUAAGUUUGAAGGGAUGCUUAUACUUAGGGACUUUACAGUUCAGUGUU
Messenger RNA from Colius striatus (speckled mousebird), 2939 nucleotides. It is a transcript of the gene FYB2, whose product is annotated as FYN binding protein 2. The record is from RefSeq and is a predicted model, not a curated record. Gene Ontology annotation, molecular function: protein binding. The coding region runs from base 75 to 1922 and encodes 615 amino acids. The transcript is spliced from 15 exons. Gene Ontology annotation, cellular component: plasma membrane. Gene Ontology annotation, biological process: protein localization to plasma membrane; T cell receptor signaling pathway; integrin-mediated signaling pathway. Lineage: Eukaryota; Metazoa; Chordata; Aves; Coliiformes; Coliidae.